AUGGGCUAUUGCGGGAUCCGGCAAAAGUCCCACCUAAUGAAUGUCAGAUCACCAUUUCCGAAAAAUCCACUAAUCAAGAAUCAAGCGGUUAUAAGUACAAGAAAUCUCAUUCUAACCGGCCUAAUCCCAAAGUACCUACCAACAAUAGAAUCUAUUGACCUAUUCCAGUAUCAACUCCAAUACUCGAUUGGACUUGUUCUUGUAGAAGACUUCUCAUUUGCAUGGAUUAUCAAUCCUCGUAAACAAAUUCCUAAAAAGCCUUGCCAUCAUGGGCCUAAAACUGAUCUUUGGAAUUCAAAAUACCCAAAGCUCGAUAGAUCAAGAGGUGUCAAGAAGGCAUUGAGGAGGCAUCGAGGUUCAUUAAAUCUUGAUAGAUCGACAGGUAUCGAGCAGGUAUCAGCAUCUGCAGUUUCAGCUUUUCUUGAGCAGUUCUUUGAGUGUUCUCGUUUCUUCAAUAAUACCACUUCUCCGAGGCUAGUAUUGCCUGUCGACCCAAACAGCAACAUACCCAACUUCAUCACCAACAUCAACACAAACAAUGCCAAUGCUAAUCUCAAUGUCAAUGCCAAUGCCAAUGCCAACACUAGCAAUGGAAAUCAACGUGCCCACCCAUGCAUUAUACGUGAACAAGACCAGUACAUGCCUAUAGCCAACGUGAUACGCAUCAUGCGCCGCAUACUCCCAUCCCAUGCAAAGAUAUCGGACGAUGCCAAGGAGACCAUCCAAGAGUGUGUGUCUGAAUACAUCAGCUUCAUCACCGGCGAGGCCAACGAGCGUUGCCAGCGCGAGCAGCGCAAGACCGUGACCGCGGAGGACGUGCUUUGGGCAAUGGGGAAGCUGGGAUUUGAUGACUAUGUUGAGCCACUCACUGUGUACCUCAACCGCUACCGUGAGGCAGAGAAUGAUCGCAACAAUAUGCGUGUUGAUCAGCUGCCUUAUGUUGGUUUUAAGCGUAGCAUGGAUUAUGGGCCUAUUGGUGUGCCGCCAGGCCCACCAUCUUAUGGGCCGGGCUUUCCGAUGGCCCAUCACCCGGGUAUGUUUGAUGCUUCUGCAAUGGGUGGUGGUGAGUACCAUAAUGGGUCUGGCGCUGGUGGGUCUUCUUCUUCUUCUUCCGGUGCUCAGAACAGUGGUCUGCCUAGCUUUGAUCCUUAUGCUCAGUUCAAAUGAAUAGGUAGUAAUAGUAAUGUUGGAGUGGCAAUUCUCAAUAAGAGCUUAAUAUUUAUAUACUGUUAUAGUUAAAGGUUUUGUCUGAGAUGGGUC
Messenger RNA from Quercus lobata, 1260 nucleotides. RefSeq names its product nuclear transcription factor Y subunit B-9-like. The record is from RefSeq and is a predicted model, not a curated record. The transcript has 4 exons. Gene Ontology annotation, cellular component: nucleus; CCAAT-binding factor complex. Bases 1 to 1167 code for a protein of 388 amino acids. Gene Ontology annotation, biological process: regulation of transcription by RNA polymerase II. Lineage: Eukaryota; Viridiplantae; Streptophyta; Magnoliopsida; Fagales; Fagaceae. Gene Ontology annotation, molecular function: RNA polymerase II cis-regulatory region sequence-specific DNA binding; DNA-binding transcription activator activity, RNA polymerase II-specific; protein heterodimerization activity.